AUUCCCUCCAUCAGAAUAUAUAUAUACUUCUGAAUCAAGUAGAUACUUGAGAUAUUUAUCAGCAAUGCGGAUAAAAAAAGAUGAAAAGAAGAGUGUGCAACAGAGAGUUCAAAUUGUUCAGAAAUUGAAAAUGCAUGCAAUACAACCAAAAAAUCGAGAGUUAUUAAGUUCAGCUGUAAAUUUAUUUCAAAUUAAUAAUGAAAGAUCAGUACAAAUAUAUAAGCCUUUAUAUUUAUUCUGAAUUUGUACGAUUCCAAAAAAUAAUGAUAACAACACCAUUCACAUGUCUUCGGAAUGCCAAAAUACAAGAUACCAAUGUGACUCUGAUUAAAUAUGAUACAAUUACAUUAGUUACACUUUGUUUGCACUCUGCAAGAACUGCUGCGGAAUCAUGCUUCACCCCUGUCCACUCCAACCAAAAUACUAAGGCGCAUCAUCCUGGAGAGACAGAUUGUGGUGGACUGGAUCAUGCAGCAAACUGGGAGGAGUGA
Messenger RNA from Heterobilharzia americana, 491 nucleotides. NCBI's taxonomy places the organism in Eukaryota, Metazoa, Platyhelminthes, Trematoda, Strigeidida, Schistosomatidae. The record is from the annotation of a GenBank genome assembly.